AUGUUUUCAAAUCAUCGACAUCCUGCACAACCACUGCAGGGAACCGCCACCACUACAAUCACAACCACUACAAAUGGCAGCCCCCAAACAUCUCAGCUUGUCUAUUCCUCGCCGGAUGCCUCAAGAAUCGGGCAGAAUGUCGACGCCCACAACCCCCACGCCGGAGAAUCCGCGCGCUCAAAUAAUGCUCGAGAUCUGAUGCCUUCUCAAUACAAGCUUCCAGAACAGUACCCUCGUCACCUGGAGAAUGGGCGAACCUAUCAUGGAUACCGAAAAGGCGUUUAUAUGCUGCCGUGCGACGACGAGGAGCAAGACCGCCUUGAUUUGUUCCACAAGGUCAUCACAGAAGCUCGAGUGGGCGAUGGCUUAAUAUAUGCACCGCACCCUCCAAACGCGCGCGUGUUGGACCUGGGCUGUGGCACCGGAAUUUGGGCCAUCGAUGUGGCCCACAAAUAUCCCGAAAGCUUCGUGGCCGGAAUGGACCUCGCCGAUAUCCAGCCCGAGAACUGCCCUAAAAAUUGCGACUUCUAUGCCCCGCGAGACUUUGAGCAUCCGUGGGCAUUGGGCGAGGACUAUUGGGAUUUGAUUCACAUGCAGAUGGGAAGUGGAAGUGUCACUAGUUGGCCCUCGCUUUACCGUCGAGUAUUCACUCACCUGCGUCCCGGGGGAUGGUUCGAGCAGGUGGAGAUAGAUUUUGAGCCGCGAUGUGAAGAACGAUCCCUCGAGAAUACCUCCAUGCAUAAAUGGUACCAAUACCUGAAACAGGCUACCGAGAUGUCUGCGCGACCUAUAGCUCACAGCGUUAGCGAGACAAUGGCGGCGCUGGAGAAGCAAGGAUUUGUGAACAUUGAUCAUCAGAUUGUUGGCCUUCCACUGAAUCCCUGGCAUCAUGACGAGCACGAAAAGAAAGUUGGGCGGUGGUAUAAUCUCGCCAUUUCUGAGAGCGUUGAAACGAUGAUUCUUGCGCCUCUACAUCGCGUAUGGGGGUUCUCAAAAGAACAAAUCCAGCAAUUAGCCCUGGAAGUGAAGAGGGAAGCUUACAACAAGGAGAUUCGGGCUUAUAACAUACUUCACAUAUAUCAAGCGAUGAAGCCAGAGAACUCGCCGGGGAAUUGA
This is a messenger RNA of Talaromyces marneffei, 1116 nucleotides long. RefSeq lists its product as uncharacterized. The transcript is spliced from 2 exons. Bases 1 to 1116 code for a protein of 371 amino acids. Lineage: Eukaryota; Fungi; Ascomycota; Eurotiomycetes; Eurotiales; Trichocomaceae. Gene Ontology annotation, molecular function: methyltransferase activity. The record is from RefSeq and is a predicted model, not a curated record.